Amorphotheca resinae ATCC 22711 is the source of this 1782-nucleotide messenger RNA. RefSeq lists its product as hypothetical. Bases 1 to 1782 code for a protein of 593 amino acids. Lineage: Eukaryota; Fungi; Ascomycota; Leotiomycetes; Helotiales; Amorphothecaceae. The transcript is spliced from 9 exons. The record is from RefSeq and is a predicted model, not a curated record.
AUGGUAGAACGGAAGGAUAGUAACGUGACCCCCAAGCUGAGGCUUGUGGGGAGCCCGGUGUUGUCAAGGGCGAGUUCGAGAAUGGAUACUUUUGUGAGCGCUGAGGCAGGCAGUAAUACAAAGAUCGCUCACACGGAGAGUCAAGAGAGUGCGUGCACCGGGGAUGAACUCCCGGUCUUCGAGAGGCAUGAGGAAUCAACAGCCAUCGAACUAUUCUACGACCUGUUCUUCGUGGCCAACCUGACGACUUUCUCCAACCUUCACGAGAUCAACAAUGUCAAAACGCUCACUUCCUACAUCGGCUUCUUCUGCAUCUUAUGGUUUACCUGGUGUCUAACCAGUCUUUACGACAUCCGUUUCGUCUCUGAUAGCUUGGUCGCUCGACUUGCCAAAGGUGCUCAUCUGGGGGUGAUGGUUGGUUUGGCUGUCUCCGGUCCUAAAUUCGACACGGAAGAGCACAAUCCAGAAUUAAAGGUCAUGGCACUGAUUCUGAUGGUUUCGAGAUUCGUCCUCUGUCUGCAAUACUUGCUAGUAUUAUACCAUGUCCGAGAAUACAAAAACACCAAACUUCCUCUGGCUUUGAUCAGCGGUACAAAGUUUGGUGCCGCCAUCAUCUACUUGGGAAUCAGCUUUGCCUUUGCGCACAGCAAUCAUGCAUACAGGGCAUUCUAUGUCAUUGCAGUAGCUGAAAUGCUCAUCAACAUCGGAGUCUCUUCUCAAUGGAAGGUCGUUACCUUCAAGGGGACGCACUUGAUCGAGCGCAUGAGCCUCCUCACUUUGUAUAUUCUGGGCGAGGGUGUUAUCGAUAUCCUAAAGAGCGUUGUGAAGAUCUCCUCAAACCAAGCCCAUUGGACAUCUGCAAAUAUUGGAGCCCUCUUGGGUGGGAUCACCGCUAUCUAUCUAUUCUACAUGCUCUAUUUCGACACUCUUAAUCGCCACCAUUUUGGUUCCAUUCGCCAACAGAUCUGGUCAUUCCUCCAUUUCCCCUUUCACGUCGCUCUUGUGCUCUGCCUAUCAGGCAUGGCACAGUUUGUCAUUUGGCAGAAGAUCAUGGAGGCAUACAUGCAAUUCGGCCGAAAUUUGACCAACACUCUGCGCACAUUCGCAAACAGCGACGGGUCAACGAACUUUACAAAUCCAGAUGAUCUCAUCAGGGUUGUAAACAGUACGAUUCAAAACAUCUUCGCAAUAUAUCCACCAACGGACAAUACCACUACUCAAGCCGAGGUCGGGGAAACAGUGGGAGCUCUCUCCGAACAACUUUCGCUCUUGAUGUCCAAUACAUCCACAGACGCCAACUAUACGGGUCUUGAAGACGCGGUUGCCGAAGUCGGAUUCGUGGUUCUGAAUUCCAUCAUGGAUACUUACGGAUUCGAGGCUCCACCGCCAAACGGGACUGAGACCGUUUCCGAUAAGACCAACGCCGAGCUCGAUACUGCCUCCCUCGUGUUCGAAUACUUCUUCAUCGCAACCGGUCUUACAAUCAUCAUCAUGGGCAUCCUGGGCCUGGUCAACGUCCGCGUUUAUACCAAAGGCUCCUGGCUCCGUUUCGCCACCCACAUCGUAUUCGGUGUCGCUCUCUGCCUCCUCUCUAUCCUCGCCACCGCCAACGAUGGAGAUGGCGCUGUGGUGCUGGCUGAGACCGCUUGGCCUCUACCCAUUGUCGCCAUUGUCGUGUUUGUCGUACUGGCAGUGCACCACGUAAGCUGGGAAGGGAAACCAAAAGCUAAUGGAGAGAAACAAUACCAUUUCUUGCCCCGAUGGAAGCCAAACUCCAGAUAA